Messenger RNA from Ostreococcus lucimarinus CCE9901, 1680 nucleotides. RefSeq lists its product with no specific name. Gene Ontology annotation, cellular component: cytosol. The record is from RefSeq and is a predicted model, not a curated record. Gene Ontology annotation, biological process: AMP metabolic process; IMP salvage. The transcript has a single exon. The coding region runs from base 1 to 1680 and encodes 559 amino acids. NCBI's taxonomy places the organism in Eukaryota, Viridiplantae, Chlorophyta, Mamiellophyceae, Mamiellales, Bathycoccaceae. Gene Ontology annotation, molecular function: AMP deaminase activity.
AUGCCGCCGCUACCACCUAAAUCGCAGCACACGUUCGAAAUGAUCGAUGGAGUCAUGCACGUGUACCACCCGAACGCGCAAGGCGAGGUCGAGUUGGCGCAUAAACCGCCCGGCACGGCGACAGAUUUCUUCUACGACUUGCACGCAUUACUAAAGGUGCAAUCGUACGGUCCAUCGAAGACGUUUUGUCACAAAAGGCUGUUGUUGACGGAGCAAAAGUUCAAUCUACACGUCAUGUUGAACGCUGAUCGAGAGUUUUUAGAGCAAAAGAAGGCGCCACAUCGCGACUUUUACAACGUCAGAAAGGUUGAUACGCACGUGCAUCACAGCGCGUGCAUGAACCAAAAGCACUUGUUGCGCUUCAUCAAGUCCAAGCUUAAACGAGAGCCUCACGAACUUGUGGUUUAUCGGGACGGCAAGUUUUUGAACCUUCGAGAGGUGUUCGAAUCGAUCGGAAUGACGGCAUACGAACUCAACGUCGAUACAUUGGACAUGCACGCGGACAAGAAUACGUUUCAUCGCUUCGAUAGGUUCAAUCUCAAGUACAACCCCAUGGGACAGUCUCGCUUGCGAGAAAUUUUCAUCAAGCAAGACAACUUGAUUCGUGGUCGGUUCCUCGCCGAGCUCACGAAGCAAGUAUGCUCGGACUUGGAGGCGAACAAAUACACCAUGGCGGAGUAUCGCAUCUCCAUCUAUGGGCGUAAACCCGGCGAAUGGGACAAUCUCGCGGCUUGGGUGCUGAAUAACAACGUCUUCAGCGAAAAUAUCGUAUGGAUGAUUCAGAUACCGCGAUUGUACAACAUCUACCACAGUAAUGGGACGAUGAAAAACUUCCAGCAGAUGCUCGAUAACAUUUUCAAGCCUCUGUUUGAAGUCACGGUAGACCCUUCGUCGCAUCCAAAGUUGCAUACGUUUCUCCAAAUGGUGAUCGGGGUGGACAUGGUAGACGACGAAUCGAAACCUGAGCGCAGACCAAGUAAGCACAUGCGUGUACCAGUGGACUGGGACGUGUCUCACAACCCCGCGUACGCCUACUACGCCUACUACGUGUACGCCAACCUGUACACGCUGAACGCAUUGCGCGUCAGUAAAGGGUUGAAUACCAUCGCCUUCAGGCCUCACGCCGGUGAGGCGGGAGACAUCGAUCACCUGUGCACCACAUUUAUGCUCGCGAAGAAUAUUGCGCACGGCUUGAACCUGCGCAAGUCGCCGUGUCUGCAAUACCUGUACUAUCUCACGCAAAUUCCGCUCGACAUGUCGCCCUUGAGCAACAACUCGUUAUUCAUCGAUUAUCAUAAGAACCCGUUCCCGGUGUUCUUUGCUCGAGGUUUGCGAGUAUCACUCAGUACGGAUGAUCCACUCAUGAUUCACAUGACCAAAGAGCCUUUGGUCGAGGAGUACUCCGUCGCCGCGCAAGUUUGGAAACUCAGCGCCGCCGACUUGUGUGAAAUCGCCAAAACCAGCGUUUUAAACAGCGGAUUCCCGCGAGCGUCGAAAAAGCACUGGGUGAGUGAUCAGUAUUGGCUCAAUGGCACACGAGGAAACGACAUUCAAAAGACCAACGUCCCAGAUCUUCGCGCACAUUUUCGCGAAGACGUUCUCGAAUGCGAAAAAGAGCUCGUGCGUCGAGGCGUCGUUCAGGCGCGCCAGAAGGGCCGCGAGCUCAAAAUUCGCGGAUAG